Messenger RNA from Prunus avium (sweet cherry), 2021 nucleotides. The record is from RefSeq and is a predicted model, not a curated record. Lineage: Eukaryota; Viridiplantae; Streptophyta; Magnoliopsida; Rosales; Rosaceae.
AUUCUCAGCCUUCUCUCCCUUAAAUUCCUCACCCAUCCAAAACUUUUCCAGCUCACCAGAAAAGAUAUAUCCAACCUUGUCUUUUCAGCCAUCACCAACUCCCAGUCUUCAUUUCCUGUCAUCGCCUGCCUCCUCGGCGAACUCAGACUCCUCACUUCUGAACUUGGCCGCUUAGGACUCUCCUCCGCUAUUGUCUGCGACAUCUUGAGCUUGUUUCUCCGAUCUUUCACCCGUCUCGCUUCCCGUUCCUUGAACAAAGGCCAAACCGCUGGCCUCAUUCCUACUCUUCAAACCGCCUUCUUCAUGCUCGCCUAUAUCUUUGCUGUUGUUUAUGUGGCCCGCCCUGCCAUGAACUGGAUCAUCCAGCAUCGCCUAUAUCUUUGCUGUUGUUUAUGUGGCCCGCCUUGCCAUGAAUUGGAUCAUCCAGCAGACUCCCAAAGGAAAGCCUGUUCACAAAGGCUACCUCUUCUUCAUCAUGCUCGUCGCCCUAAUCACCGGCCUCUUUUCCUACUGGUUGGAUCAAUCUUUCUACUUUGGCCCUUUCAUCUUUGGCUUGGCUGCCCCUGAUGGUCCCCCGCUCGGCUCCAGUCUCGUUCAGAGGUACGAUUUCAUGGUCUCCGCUGUUCUUCUCCCGCUCUUUGUAACCUCCAAUGUGCUGCUGGUGAAUCCCAAAGACAUGAGUUUUCAAAGCCAUGUUGUCAAGGCCAAUGCCACCCUCCUACUUGUGAGUACCGCCGCCAAAUUGGUAGGCACUUUCGUGCCUGCGGUCUUCUGCAAGAUGCCUCUCAUGGAUGCUCUCGUGCUCGCUCUCAUCUUGAGCUGCAAAGGUGUUGUUGAGUUGGGCAACUUGGCCACUGAUGGCGAGACUUUGGACAACGAGGUUUAUUGUCUCAUGGUAUUUGCUAUCCUAAUCAACGCAUGCUUUGUGCCAUUGCUUGUGAAGCACUUGUACAAACCAUCCAGGAAGUAUGCAGGCUAUCAGCAAAGAAACGUCUCCUGUCUCAGAUCCAACUCUGAGCUCCGCAUACUUGCCUGCAUUCACAGACAAGACAACAUUUCCGCUGUCAUCAAUUUGUUGGACGCCUGCUGUCCAACCAAAGACAACCCCAUUGGCCUCUAUGUCCUUCACCUCAUCCAGAUGUUCGGCCAAGCCACCCCUCUUUUCAUUUCCCACAGAAUGCAGAGGAAGACCAUCUCCAACUGCGCCUACUCCGAGGACGUGCUUCUUUCCUUCUUUAAUUUCGAGCGCGACUUCUGUGAAGCUGUCACAGUCCACCCUUUCACAGCCGUGUGUCCAUCCGAUUCGAUGCACGAGGACAUAUGCACCCUUGCGCUCGAUCGGCUCGCAUCUCUCUUGAUCCUCCCUUUCCAUCGGCAUUGGACUCUGGAUGGCUCCAUCAAAUCACAGGAUCCGACCAUAAGGUCCUUGAACAUCAGCGUCCUCGAAAGAGCACCGUGCUCUGUUGGAAUUCUUGUGAACCGUGGCCCUCUGAGACAGCAAGGCAAAUCCUCCUCAUCCUCACAAGCACUGCAAUACAAAGUUGCCUUGAUCUUCUUGGGAGGCGAAGAUGAUAGGGAGGCAUUGGCCUUAACUCAACGGAUGGCAGCUGAUCCGAGCAUCAGCCUAACCGUCUACUAUCUCACAGCCUCGACAGACAGUGACGUCCCCGACUGGGGCAGGAUUCUUGACAUGGAGAGCUUGAGGAAUUACAAGGAGGCCUAUGUUAGCGAUGACAGCUAUGCAUUCUACAAAGAGGAAGUGGCAGAGAACGGACCCCAAACCGUGGCGAUACUUCGGAAUAUUGUGAACCAAUAUGAGCUUUUGGUUGUUGGGAGAAGAAAGAACAUGGAAACCUCUCAAACUUCAGGACUUGAUGAAUGGAAUGAAUUCCCGGAGCUUGGUAUUGUCGGCGACAUGAUCGCCUCUGAUGAUUUCAGGUGCAGAUGCUCUAUCUUGGUGGUGCAAAAACAACAAUAUACGACUUCGUAAUGGAAGAUUGAGCUAGUCAUCAUCUAUUGUU